AUGAAGUGGAUUUUAGCCGUCGCCGCUAUCGCUAUUGUGUUCGUGCCUAGCGCUGUUGCAGCACCAGGCUCAGAACCUCGCCGCGUCCGCCCUGCACGUCCCGCACCUCCUCCAGGUCCCACCACUAUCAGGACUCCUGAUUCCGUGGGAAAACCAGCAGGCCCUGGGGAUAGCAAGCCGUAUCCCGGGUAUCCUGGAUAUCCUCGCGGGAGAUAG
This is a messenger RNA of Fibroporia radiculosa, 216 nucleotides long. RefSeq lists its product as uncharacterized. The coding region runs from base 1 to 216 and encodes 71 amino acids. NCBI's taxonomy places the organism in Eukaryota, Fungi, Basidiomycota, Agaricomycetes, Polyporales, Fibroporiaceae. The transcript is spliced from 3 exons. The record is from RefSeq and is a predicted model, not a curated record.